Molecule: messenger RNA, 1097 nt
Organism: Dichomitus squalens LYAD-421 SS1
Lineage: Eukaryota; Fungi; Basidiomycota; Agaricomycetes; Polyporales; Polyporaceae
Product: serine/threonine protein phosphatase
Exons: 8
Coding region: 1-918 (305 amino acids)
Biological process (GO): peptidyl-serine dephosphorylation; double-strand break repair via homologous recombination
Cellular component (GO): cytoplasm; nucleus
Molecular function (GO): protein serine/threonine phosphatase activity
Source: RefSeq, a predicted model, not a curated record
AUGCCAAGUGAUUUAGACAAACAAAUCGAGCAGCUCCUCCGCUGCGAGCCCAUCUCCGAAGAACAAGUCAAACGGCUCUGUCUCAAGGCGCGCGAAAUUCUCAUUGAGGAGGCAAAUGUGCAGGUGGUCGACUCCCCAGUCACAAUAUGCGGGGACAUACACGGGCAGUUCUGGGAUAUGAUGGAGCUCUUCAAAGUCGGCGGACCGUGCCCGGAGACAAAUUAUCUCUUCAUGGGCGACUUCGUCGACCGCGGCUUCUACAGCGUCGAGACUUUCCUCCUUCUUCUCGCCCUAAAAGUCCGCUAUCCUGAACGCAUGACCCUAAUACGUGGUAACCAUGAAUCGCGACAAAUCACGCAAGUGUACGGCUUCUACGACGAGUGCCAGAGGAAAUACGGGAGCAGCAAUGUAUGGAGGUGGUGCUGUGAGAUAUUCGACUACCUCGCGCUAGGAGCUAUCGUGGAUGGGAGGGUUUUCUGUGUACAUGGAGGGCUCAGUCCAAGCCUGCAAAGCAUCGACCAGAUACGCACGAUCGACCGGAAGCAGGAGGUGCCACAUGAUGGUGCAAUGUGCGACCUAUUAUGGUCAGACCCUGACGAUAUCAUCGGGUGGGGACUCUCCCCUCGUGGGGCCGGGUUCCUGUUCGGUGCCGACAUUACCAAAAUGUUCGCACAUCGCAACGGCAUCGACCUCAUUGCGCGAGCGCACCAGCUUGCGAUGGAGGGAUACAAGCUCAUGUUUGACAAGACGAUCGUCACCGUCUGGAGUGCGCCAAAUUACUGCUAUCGGUGCGGCAAUGUCGCCUCUAUACUCGAGCUCGACGAGUAUCUCGGGCAAGAGUACAAGGUCUUUUCACACGCGCCCUCGGAUGUUCGAUCGAUACCUGCGAAACGUCCUCCGGCUGACUACUUCCUAUGACCUAUGACAUACGACCACGCGGUCUGCUCUCCAGAAUCUCCAGAGGAUCGAUAGAGGAAGCCCGACGUUGUUUGUGCCUGUUAUAGUUGCUGUUCUUCCUUGUUCGCUGGUGCUGUUGUACUUUGUUGUAGCCCUAUCCGAUCGCGCGACUCUCACGUCCUGUUGUGGAGUUCUUUCAC